GUUUUUGUACAUAUCGACAUGGACUGCUUCUUCGCCAGUGUUGCAACCCGUGGCCGGACGCAGACCUUUGCAGGUUUGCCCGUGGCCGUGGCGUGGGGCACUGGAAGCAGCAGCGAGAUUUCCUCAGCCAACUACUGCGCUCGGGCUUACGGUAUUCGUGCUGGGAUGUGGGCCGGAGAGGCCUUCCAAUUGUGCCCAGACUUGGUGGUGAUGCCCUACGAGUUCGACUCCAUCAUGGAGACUGCUGAGCUCUUCUACAGGAGUGUGCUUGACACCACUCCCUACGUGCAAGGCAUCUCGUGUGACGAGGUCUUCGCAGACGUCUCGCACCUGGUGCAGGAUGACGUACGUUCAUGGCAGGCUCUCGCGCGGAAGAUCCGCGCUGACAUCUGGAGUCGAAGUGGAUGCGUUGCCUCGAUUGGCGUGGCCAAAAAUUGGCUGCUUGCCAGGCUGGCGACAAAGUUUGCAAAGCCCCGACCGGGAUGCAGGAAGUGCGGAAAAGCCGCGCUGGACCGCGCUGGCGAUGAAAGCGGGCUCCGCUUUUGCGAUGAGCACGCAGGUAUUUUCCUUCUGGAGGAGAGCUCCGAGUGCCUGGCGGUGCUUCCGGCGAGGGAGCUGCCGGGCGUGGGCCCCGAGAGUGAGAAGCAGCUCCAGAAAUCUGGAGUACAGACAGUGGGCGACCUGCGAAACGUUCCCUUGGCAAAGCUCCGGGAGCUCUUCGGCGAGAAGCAGGCGCAAUCCCUUUUUCGACUUUGUCGAGGCAUCGACGACCGGCCCUGGGAUCCGCGGCCACCUCGGAAGUCCGUGGGCGCACAGAUCGCUUGGGGCGUCCGCUUCGAAGAUUCCGAAGCUCUCCGCCGCUUUGUCGCGGAGCUGACGACGGAGGCGCUGCGACGCCUGGCACGCCAUGGGCGAAGGGGCAGCUCGCUCACGGUGAAGGUCUGGAAAGCCCGGCCAGAUGCCCCUCACUGCGGAGGCGUCGGCAGUGGGGGCUGUGACGUCCUCUCGCGCUCUGCGCAGUUCGCCACGAACCCCGGUCUUGCUCCGGCUGCAGUGGAGGCCGCAUGUGCAGAAGCCUGGAGGCUCUGCGAGAGCACCGGCGCAACUCCGGCGCAAGUCCGUGGGUUUGGAAUCCACAUCGGUGGUUUAGAGAAGGCGCAGCCGAGCAUCCCUUCCCUGAUCGAGAGCCAGAAGCCACAAAGCCUGGAGAAAGUGAUCCUGCAUCUGGAUGUGGACUGCUUCUUCUUGGCCGUCCACGAGAAGUACGACCCUUCCUUGAAGGAAGCAGGACCACUCGUUCUGUGGCAGUACAACGACGUCAUUUGCAUUAGCCCCGAAGCAAAAGCCGCCGGGGUGAAGAAGCACAUGCGGCCCAGUGAGGCGCAGCCCCUCGUC
Messenger RNA from Symbiodinium necroappetens, 1395 nucleotides. Lineage: Eukaryota; Dinophyceae; Suessiales; Symbiodiniaceae. The record is from the annotation of a GenBank genome assembly.